AUGCGUGUCGAAAAGUUUCCCCUCUCACCCCCGAGUCUAGAAGAGCUGGCCGAGCGACUCAAAGCUCCCUUGGACGCCAACUACAAGCACGCAUCAGUGACUGUGGUCGAUUGUCCUGACCUACGAAAAGCGCCUUUUCAUCUGGCGACCGAGGGCCUCUCGGGCGAUGAAAAAAUCGCAGAUGUUGGCGGCCAGCCGAAUCUCUUUCCACGCCCCCGGCUUGACAGUAUCUGGUCCAUACCAGAGCUUGGUAGAAACAUGGAAAUGAGCCCCGAAAAGGGUAGCUUGAUCGGCGCUGGUGCCGGUCCUUUCCACGUCAUCGGGCAGAACAGCGAGCUUGCGCCGAAUCUCAGCUGGCAAGGCGGUCUUGAUAAGGUCGAUAACAAAAGUCAAGUCAUCCAGAUCAAACGCGCCACCGGAGAAGUCAGCGUCGGAACGAGCCCUUCCGUAGACUGCGGCCUCAUGGUCAACUUGUACGGUUCCCUGGGCGAGCCAGGACCGGUCCUCAAGAUUACAGCAAAGGGCCGCAAGGGUUCUGAAAAGAGCUUUACUGAGUGCAUCCGGAAAGGACUGAAUGCUGCGUAUGGCGAUGAAAGAACUAUUAGUCUCGGCGGAGCCUUUGUGGUGAAGGCAGGGAAGGCGACUUACCACAUCAUGCCUGAUUUCCCUGCCGAGAGCGAUCUACCUUUUAAAGACAGAAAGGAAGUUGAGAAGUGGUUGACCUUUCAUGAUUUCGAUUCGCCCAUUGUGGGACUAUCUGUGUUGCACUCUGCGGAUCCUGGCAACAAGAUGGGCUUGAGGAUUGAGCAUACGCACGCGUUCUCUCCACUGGAAAAGAAUGCUGGAGGUCACUACCAUUACGAAGCCGAGGGAGAGGAAGAGGUUGAGUAUGAAGGAUACUUCAAUACUGCAAAAACGAUAUACAGGAUAGACAGCCCAGCGGUCAACUAA
Molecule: messenger RNA, 951 nt
Organism: Colletotrichum fioriniae
Lineage: Eukaryota; Fungi; Ascomycota; Sordariomycetes; Glomerellales; Glomerellaceae
Cellular component (GO): nucleus
Molecular function (GO): hydrolase activity, acting on ester bonds; zinc ion binding
Source: RefSeq, a predicted model, not a curated record